UUUGUGAUUACAUGAGUGGAGCAACAUUCUCUGAAUAUAACACUACUGUCACUUGUAACACUACUGACGAUUAUGACAACACUGGGUACUGUACAUUCAACAUUUUCAUCAUAGAUAUGACGGUCCCUAAUGUGACUUGCCCAGUUAACAUUGAGGUGUGCACUGACCUAGGAACAGAUUCAGUGAAUGCCACCUGGGAACCAGCCAAUGCAACUGACAACUGCUGUAGUUAUGUCAACAUAACUGCUAACUACACCAGUGGAGACCCUCUGAGCCUUGGUGUAUACACCGUAGGAUAUGCAGCAAAAGAUUGUAAUGAGAAUGUUGGUUACUGUCAAUUUACUGUUGAAGUUAAAG
Anneissia japonica is the source of this 357-nucleotide messenger RNA. RefSeq names its product sushi, von Willebrand factor type A, EGF and pentraxin domain-containing protein 1-like. Lineage: Eukaryota; Metazoa; Echinodermata; Crinoidea; Comatulida; Comatulidae. The record is from RefSeq and is a predicted model, not a curated record. The annotation marks the transcript as partial. The transcript is spliced from 2 exons.